This is a messenger RNA of Mugil cephalus (flathead mullet), 8225 nucleotides long. RefSeq names its product ring finger protein 165b (gene ark2cb). Lineage: Eukaryota; Metazoa; Chordata; Actinopteri; Mugiliformes; Mugilidae. The transcript has 9 exons. The record is from RefSeq and is a predicted model, not a curated record. Gene Ontology annotation, molecular function: ubiquitin protein ligase activity; zinc ion binding. Bases 3322 to 4440 code for a protein of 372 amino acids.
UAUUACUGUUCAUAUCGAUCCAAAACAUGUGCCCUGUUUAUCUUAAUAUUCACUGCAGCUGUUGGCUAGCUAGCUGGGCUUAGCUCCCCGUUAGCUACCUUCAAAAAAAAAAAUUGACGGUCAAAUCAUUCGCGAAACUUUCGGCAACGCGACAGCGGCUUUUGUUUGUAUUCGUCGCGGAUUAACACAAUCCACCGAAUAGUGUAGUUCCCCGUGUGUAAUUGUGUUUAAUUUUUUUUUUUUAAAAAAGAAGCAAAAAGCCGUCGCUACAGAUUAGCAAACUGUCUCGUUGGCUCGGGCUAUGUCUUGGAACGGAAACAUUUCUCACAAAGGCCACAUGCACGGGGCCGCACAGUUUAAAAAAAUAAAAUAAUAAUAAUAAAAAAAUACUUGCACAAGUAUUCGCGUUAGACGACGUUAACCCGAUGUGCAUUUUAUUCGUGCAUUUAUCGUUUUAAGUGCACACUACGAUGCAUUCGCGCUUUCAACCAAGGCUUUAGUGUGUUUGCACCGUAAAGGGGGAAAAAAAAAGCACCGCAAAAUAGACGUAGCCUUUCCAGGCAGUCCGCUUAUCUGUGCCUGGAUGAUGUCAUUUGAAGAUCAUCUGCUUCUGCCAACCCCUUCGCCGUUUUAUUUUAUCUUUAUUCCUCCUCUUCCACUAUGCGAAUCCACUAAUUAUUAUCCGUGUCAAUUGGGCCCCGUGUGUUAAUCGAGGCACGGGAGAAGCUGAUGGACGAUGUCCGAAACCCAUCAACUAUGGAGGCUGGCUCUACAUUCUGCAUUUAUCAGAUCUUUGUCGUCCCCCCAUUGUGUAGCUAAUGAUCAUCUGCUGCUGUGUGGUGUGGCGUGGCCUCUGCCUGUUCUCUGCAUUUAGCUGUAUUGUGAAUCCCUUCUUCAUUUCCUCUUUCCAUCAGAAGACGACAUUGGUAUUAAAAAGCACCCCCCUUUUCCUCCCUUACCCAAGAUGUAUUCAGACUUUCCAUGUUAAGCAGACUAAAACAAUAGCUAACACCUAGAACAGAGCACCUUUUUUUUUUGUCUUUUUUUCUGUCAAAUUGCUGUAGCACUGAGUAAAAACAUUUUUUUUUUUUAGCUCCUUUUCUAGAUAUCAGUUGAAUGUCAUUGUGUACCUCCCAUCCAGUCUUGAUAGACAACAUGCUGUAAAUUCCUGUAAAGUGGAUACAUUUUGCAUGAUCUCAAAUACUGCACUGCAUUGUUGAACACCAGAAUUUGGCUCAUCUUCCUUCUCUUCACACAAGGUGCAAUGUACACGAUCAAAGUGACCUAAGAAUCAAAAAAAAAAAGAAAGAAAAGAGCGCGAAUUGGAACCCGUGCGCGUGUCAUUCGUAUAGUUAAAUCCAACAUUUCAGCAAACGCUGAUCAUGUGAUCACUUGUAAUGACUGAAGGUACACUGCACCUGCGCACAACAACCCGCCAUAACUGUCUCCAUUUUUUUGUGUAAUCCUUUUGUUCCCUUUUGCAAAUUUCAAGCUUUGAAUCACACUGAAUUGUCUGGGCCGUUUGCCCUCCUCCUCCUCCUCCUCCCCCCCCCCCGUUACGAGCAAAUGAAGCUCUGAACAUUGAAGUAGGAAAACAUGCUCACUGGUGGUUCAUCACUUCCCAAUUUACCCCACUAACAUAAAGACCAAAAUGCUAUCCAUUUCACAGGGAUGCCUAUUUUUCCUGCACUGCUAAAGAGAUCCUCUAUUAGUAAUAACGUCUUUAUUGUUUGGUUGUGGUCUCUCUUUACCUUUUGUUCUGGUAAUAGUACUUUCAAUGCAUGGUCACAUUUAUGAUUCAUAAUUUUUUUGUUUAUGUUUUUUCUACAUUGACUAGUGAAAAUCCAAUGUAAUCUUUCUGUAGUAAAGAUGUACCCUGCUGUACUGAAAUCAUGUGCUGUAGCCAACACGUCUGCUCAUUGGAUGCCGCUUUUGUUCUUUUUAACCCUAUAUGGAGCAUGGUGGGCCUUGCCUUCAGUCUAUGUUGUUUAUUUUUGUUGCAUGGAUUUAUACUAUUAUUACAAAAAAACAAGAAAAAAAAACACAAAAAUCCACAUAUACUAAUAUUUUUCAAUAAAGAAUAUAGUGUUUUUCCUAACCUUCAGUGUGCUUCUUGCUGAUUUCCAUUUAUUGUCCUCCCUCUCCCCCUGUCCCCUACCUGCCCCCCCUCCCCUUCCCCUUCCCCUCCCUUACCCUUCACCCCCCAACCACCCACCUCCUCUCCCGCUGUGACAAAGAUAGACGAUUUCCACGCUUCCUCCAUCACAGGGCCCCGAAUGAGUCUAUCUCCUGUCAUUCAUGGUGAUCGUUCUUCACUGAGAUGCUUGAAAACGCAGUGUGCAACUCACAGUCUAGACUUCAGCCUUUGACCCACGGCAGCAAGGCCACCUCUUUUUUUUUUUUCUGCCCCCGGCGACGCUGACGAACUGUCAAGCUGGAAAAUUCUUCCGUAAAGUCGUACUGCUUUUCUUUUCCUGGCUGCGGUUCAAACCACACUGCGUUUUUCAAGCGUGCUCCUAGUAAAUGCAAUGUAGACUUUUGCCUAUUUCCUCAUGAUUUUUCCCAACAAAAAAAAAAAAAAAAAAGAAGAGGAAAAAAUUCCACUGUUUAGAUCAGAAGCCGUCAUCACAUUUUACACUUUCAGAGUUUGCGUCUUGUUUGGAACGGCUCGACCUCGAUGUGCAAACUUCAGAGCAUAAUAAAUUGAACCUCGCUCUGCUGGAGGCCUGCUGCGGCCUCUUUUUGGCAGACGCUUCCUCAAAAAGUUCCUAAUCAAAGCCAAAUUUGUCAUUGCAAAUUCUCAGCUGUUCCAUAAUUUGAAAGGUCCUUUCAAGCUUAAGCACGGUAUCAAAACCAUAUUGCUCCGCAGCACAAGCUAGCCUGUCUUUUUCUGCCUGUUGAGUCUCGACGGCAGUCUGUCCGCUGCUGUUGCCAAAUAGCUGCGGUUGGAGCGAGUUAAAAAACAUUCGAGCUAUUUCCUCUCAGCUCGUAAAUGUUCAUAUGGGAGAAGAAAUGCAGAGCUGCGCUAGAUGUUUAAGACACACAAGGAUGAGGUAGAUUUCAGUGAAGCGCGCACAUAAAUGUGAAUUUAUUGUGCGGCUUCACUUUUUUUUAUCUAGAAGGAAGGAAGAAUUCUUUAAGGUUGUAUAGAAAGAAAUGAUUUAAUGUAUUUCUCACAGGCAGCAAAGUAACACUGGUUUUAUCUCUUGAGUGCAAGAUCUGAGCUACAUUGAAGAUCCGUCCAUGUACUGAUAGGAGGUCAUCUGUUCUCAAUCAGAAGACCAGGAGUCAAACCAAGACUCGGAUAUUUCAGUUUAAGAAAUGAGAGCGCGUGCUUUGCGUGCGGCGCCAGAAAGGGGUUUCAUUUUCAUGGUAUUUGUGGUAACCAUCAUUUUCCACCCCCCCACAGAAGUGUUUUUCACCCUAGGAUCCCAUUUCAACCGGCAACAGCAACAACAGCAGCAGCAGCACAGCCAUGCUACCUCUUGCCGGCACUUCCAGUUAGGUCCUCAGGCCCCGCUGACCAUGGACUUCCCCAUGCCCCACCCAGGGCAGCCACAGUCAGGCAUUAACCCCCACCUGGCCCCUCCCGGCCACCAGCAUGGCCCUCCGCUCCACCCGCCCCUCAACCCCCUGCCCACCCCCCAGUUCCAGGACAUCCCCGCCCCUCCCUUCCUACCUCAGGCAUUACACCAGCAAUACCUCCUCCAGCAGCAGAUCCUCGAGGCCCAGCACCGACACAUCCUGCCACCGUCCAGACGCACCCCAGAGAGAGUUCCUCACCAACCCCACAGACUGCGGCCCGGCUACGAGUUCGCUCCCCCUCUCCAUGUCCCUCCUCAGCCUGUGGUGCAGCAGCCCCGUUACCUGGCCGAGGGCACAGACUGGGAUCUAAGUGUAGAUGCUGGGCUGCCCCCACACCAGUAUCACAUCCAUCCGCUGCCGCAGCACUAUCAGCACUACUUGACCUCUCCUCGGAUGCACCACUUCCCUAGAAACAAUGCCUCAACACAAGUGGUCGUCCAUGAGAUCAGAAACUACCCGUAUCCCCAGUUGCACUUGCUGGCUCUGCAGAGUCUCAACCCCUCCCGCCACGCGUCUGCGGUUAGAGAGAGCUACGAGGAGCUAUUGCAGCUGGAGGACAGGCUGGGCAGCGUAAACCGUGGAGCGGUCCAAACUACAAUCGAGAGAUUCACUUUCCCUCACAAGUACAAAAAGAGAAUACCCCAGGACCUGAAGAUGUGUCUGGAUGACGAGGAGCUGGACACUGAUGAAAAGUGCACCAUCUGUCUGUCGAUGCUGGAGGAUGGAGAGGAUGUCAGGAGGUUACCCUGCAUGCACCUCUUCCACCAGGCGUGCGUGGACCAGUGGCUGGCCACCAGCAGGAAAUGCCCCAUCUGCAGAGUGGACAUUGAAACCCAGCUGACCCCCGACAGCUGAUAGCCCCUGUUUGACACCUGCAGCUUGGGAAUCUUGGUCUUGUUAAAUUCUCCAUCGCCUCCCUCCGGGGUGGGCGGGGGGCGGGGGGGGGGAGGGAAGCUCUGCCAAACACACGCCCCCCCCCCUCCUCUUCCCGUCUGCAUCACUCAACGAGCCUGCCUUCUGAGACAGCUGUGACAGAGGGAUCAACAAAGCACACUCACCUACAACACAACGAGGGACGGGGGUUGACGCACAGGAAAAAAAAAAAACAUAAGUAAAUAAAAAAUGGUUGGCUGCAAACGAAGGUCGCUUGAACGGACUUAGCUGGAUGUAAAAGGUAGGAGCGUAUGGACAGAUGUGCUGAGGCUUCGCACGACUCCCGUCAGAUUGUGCGCCCUGUGUGCGUUUCUCCAUACGGCCGCAGACAGAGAGACAAACAGAGGACGCUCUGACCUCCAACCUCCCCAGCUCAGUGUGAUGUAUUAAGGCCAUUCCUCUGCCACUACAUCCAAACCCUCUCCUCCAGGCCUGUGAAAAAAUCCUUUAAGCUGCACUCUGCCCAAGCCCCUCAGCACAUCUGUACAGAACAUUAUCAAAUGAUUAGCAUGAGGUUGUUUGGUGUGAACUCUUGUAGCUGAACGCUUGUGGUGUAAUGGAGUAUAGUACUGAAUAAGUAUUUACAGAGUAACAGUGUUGUGUAGCAAGCAAAAAGCCUUUUGAGAAAUAUGUCUGUGAGAAAUAAACGUGCAGAGAGGGCGAACACGGCUCUAACGGUAAGAAUAUUCAGCGUGUGUUAAAUCAUAGGCAACGAGAGAAAGAGAUAGUUGUGUUACAAAAUUUGAAACAAAAAAAAAAAAAAAAAAAGGCCAAAAAUCCCUCUUUCUUGUCUAACACGGUUUUGGAUUUCCAGUUAGUAGAUGCCAUCAGAGUUGAUGCUAAACCCGCUAACUGCAGGCAUGGCUUCCAGUGAUCUGUGUAGUGUCGUAGUCGGGCCUCUAUAAUCUAGAGCAGAGGCCUCAGAUGUGCAUGCUGUAUGGCAGGCUUGGGCUGUGUCGUUAAUAUUGUGGAGCAGUAGAAACAGGGACUGUGUCUGUGCAUGUGAACAGUAUAUUAUGACUCCGAUGAUCCCACUCAUUCAUAGAGGAGGACGAGAAUGCACCUGAUACCCCCUCCCUCCCGCCUCCCACUCCCACUCCCCCCGCCACCCCCUCUCAUCCCGGGAAGACCAAAGUUGCCCUUAGACACUGAUCUCGGGCCGGCGUGGCGUUUUUCUCUCCUAAUAGUUCGCGGUUAGGAUUCAAAGAGCCGCUAGCGACGAUCCGUGUCUAACGGCAACUCCCCUCCGCGGCCUCGCUCACAGCAUGAUCGCGAUCGCGAGAGGCCGGCAUGGGCUUGAGGAUGCAGUGCCUGAGUCUUGCCGUCGGAGCGAAUAAAACCUGACAUUUCUAUUACCUAUUUACCAGAACCUUAUUGCCUAUCGAACAAGCACAUGUGAUUUCUAUAUUCAGUGAAUCGCCUCUGUUGUGUUACCGGCUCCUUUUCAUUUCAGUCUGAGUUUCUCCCACCGUUUUCGAUUCGAAAAGACUGUGUCUGGUGUUACAGGGACAAUACAAACUAGUUUGCCUGUGAUAUGUGCUAGAAUGUGUAUGAUUGUCCCCCCUAUCCCCCCACCUCCACCCCCACCUCUCUCCCCCAUGGUAGUCGUGUAUGGUAUUGCUAGAACAACUGUGAUGCGUUCAGUGAUAGAAGCUCUUUUCUCUGUAUCAUGCAUGAACCAUGUUGGCGUAGUUCACUUGAAGGAGGGUGAAAGGGAGAAAAAGCCAUCCAUUUGAAAAAUACCAAACAAUUGUUCUUAACAUUAAUUUUUUUUAUUUCGAUUGUCUUUUUCUGCCAUUUCUUUUCUUCUUCUGUACUUUUUUUUAUUUUAUUUUUUUUAUUUUUUUUGCUCACAUGCCAAUUUGGACAUGGUACUAAUAUGCCGAGUCCUUGUCCAUUUUAACCAUAGUGAAGAAAAAGCUGCAAUGCUGCAAAAACAUAUUUAUUGUCGUUCUAAUGUAGCUUGUGUUUUGUAAAUGCACUAUAAUAUGGAGUUGCCUGAUUCAUUUUGGUUUUGGUGGUGUGGGUUCUUCUCGUCUUAGGUUUUGUGUUUCUAUUCAGUUCAAGUAUUUUCAUGCUUCCUUGUGUAUUAUCGGAGGGUAACUUGACUGUUUGUGUUGCGUUUUUAAUUUUUUUUUUGUAUGAAACCUCCAUCCAAAAAACUACAGAUGGAUGAAAAUGGAGGUUUGCUAGUUCACAUAGAAUGCUGUGAUUAAAGAUGCCUUAAGUAUUUAACAAUCAUUAUUUAUUACUAACUGUAGCUAGCUAGCUAUUGUGGUGGAAUAUUUAAUGUCUCUAUCUCAUAACUUUGCAAUUUAAUCAAUAUAUUUAUUUAAAAUAACACAAAAUAUUAAAAAAAAAAGAAUACCUCAUUAUGCAUUGGUCGGUGGGGAUGCUUUUGCAUGCCGUCUGUGUUUUCUUUUUCAAAAGGAGGAAAAAAAAGAGAGAGGGAGAAACUUGUUGAAAAGUCGACUGAGGGGGUGUUUCCUAACGCGUUUUCUUGCCAGCAUGGUGCUGUUGAUCUGGAUUACAUUCCAUUCAUGUCAUCUCUUGAUUUUAAACCUUUAAACCUUUUUUUUUUUUUUAUGCUUUUUAAAUCUCAUCCCUGCUUUGAUCCGGAGCAGACGUUAGGGUACAACCCCAAGUUUGUCUUAGCUUGCUUUUUUUUUUGUCGCGCGGUACUGCUUUGCUCUGUAUAAUCAAGUCAUAUUUCAUUUAGUUUUUUCUUUUUUUUUUUUGGGACAUUAUUUGAUUUCGACCGCGUUAAUCACGUGUUCACCAUAUCUGGAUCUCAAUUUAGUGCUUAUUGUUUUGGAACCCACAUAACAAGCUGUAUUACUUGUUCUUACGUAUUGCUGGCGGUCGCUUUGUGUGGGAUUUUGGGACGUAUCUAACAUGCUAACUUGAGCCAUUGAUCUUAUCGAGCAAACUUCUGGUGUACUGUGGUUAUACAAUAUAGAUGUUUUACACCUGGGUAUAAUAAGCUAACUACGUUUUCGGUGUGCAUUUCUUAUUAAUACUCUACUAAUCCUGCAAAAUUAUUAUAACAUGUAUUGGAUUGGAAUGACGCUGGCUGGUCUUACUAUUAUUAUUUCAUUUCGUGCUCUCACUGGCCUUACCCCAUGCCCUCCACAGUGUACCCCCAUAACUCCAGAGCAAACUGGACAGUAGCCAUAGUAUUAACUCAAGCUGAUGAACCGGAAUGAACAGUAGAACUUAAAGCACAAGCUUUUUAAUGCAUGUCCUUCUCAGGUUUUCCUAUGUGUAUGUGGGAGUAGCUCUGUAGAUGUGUUUAAUAUGAUGCUGUACCUUCUUGAAUAUUUCAGAUGUUUCUUUGCUGCUGAAAAAAAUGUUGAUUAUUAACCUGCCAGUGAAAAAGGGAAGUGGCCAUCUUUGUACAACACACUGCUGUUUUGCUGUAACCGCGCAAUGUUUUAUGAUCUUGAGUAUUUUAUAGAAAAGUAGAAGUAUGUAUCAAUAAUAUGAAAGCAAUAGCUAAAUCAUAAUGAAGAAUAACAUGAUCAGUGAAUAUUGUGGAAAAUCUUUAGAUUCACUCUGGGUGGAUUUUGUACUGUAUUUAUUACUAAUGAUGAUGCAAAAAGUUGCAUAGCUUAACCCAAACUGUUCUGUCUCUUUUUUAUUUAUUGUCUUGUAUAUGAUCUUUUUGUAUGUGUUUUUCAAAUAAACUGCCUAAAAUGCUGAGAACA